AGGGGAGGAGGAGGUGGCCAGGGACAGGAAAAGGGAGCAGAGGGAGAUGCACCGGGCUAGGGAAAUCCCACCCCAAUUGCCCGAGCCCUCUGAGCGUCUCGUGUCAUCAGACAUGUGUACGCGAUUCCGCUAAUGGGGUGACGAUUGUGGGUGAGUGAGGUUAGGGCACUGCCAGGCACACCCCAUCCCAUGCGAUUCCAGGUGCUGGUUACCUGGCCCACGCAAGGGUUCCCUUUCCCCCCUCUUUUGUUGCACCCUCCCCCACGUGUGAGCGGCGGGGCAGCAGAGGUGGCGCACGGGUUUGGGGAGGUGGGUGAGAUGUAGCGCCUCUGUGGGCAGUGCGGACCUGAGUGGAGAGGUCACACCUCUUUCGGAAAAAAAAAAGAAAGAAAGAAAAAAAGAAAAACCAAGCUAGCUACCAAGGUGAACCCAGAGCGGUUCCCACCUUAAAAUCGGCCCUGCUCGUGACGUCAGGUCGGAAAUAUACCAAAGCGAGCGCCGGCCAGGAGUCUGGGGAGAGCGGCGGCGCGGCGAUUGGGCGACAGGCUGCUGACGCGCGCUGACGCGCGGAGACUUUAGGUGCAUGUUGGCAGCUGCAGUGCGAGCCACAUAAACAAAGGCACAUUGGCGGCCAGGGCCAGUCCGGCGGCUAGCUCAACUCCGCGGUCCCGCUCGCCAGCCCAGCUGGCCGCCUUCCCCUGCUCCCUCCCAGCUCUCGGCGUCUCGGGUCCCUUCGCCCCUCUCGCCCACCCCUCCCCGACCCUGCACCCCGACUCCCAGAGGGAACUACACUUCGGCGGAGUUGAAUGAAUGAAGAGAGACGCGGUGAACUCCUAAGGAGGAGAUCUGACAGGCUGGACUUCCCAUUGCUUUUCUAAAAAUCUUGGAAACUUUGUCCUUCAUUGAAUUACGACACUGUCCACCUUUAAUUUCCUCGAAAACGCCAGUAACUCGGCUGAAGCCAUGCCUUGUGUUCAGGCGCAGUAUGGGUCCUCGCCUCAAGGAGCCAGCCCCGCUUCUCAGAACUACAGUUACCACUCUUCGGGAGAAUACAGCUCCGAUUUCUUAACUCCAGAGUUUGUCAAGUUUAGCAUGGACCUCACCAACACUGAAAUCACUGCCACCACUUCUCUCCCCAGCUUCAGUACCUUUAUGGACAACUACAGCACAGGCUACGACGUCAAGCCACCUUGCUUGUACCAAAUGCCCCUGUCCGGACAGCAGUCCUCCAUUAAAGUAGAAGACAUUCAGAUGCACAACUACCAGCAACACAGCCACCUGCCCCCCCAGUCCGAGGAGAUGAUGCCGCACUCCGGGUCGGUUUACUACAAGCCCUCCUCGCCCCCGACGCCUACCACCCCGGGCUUCCAGGUGCAGCACAGCCCCAUGUGGGACGACCCAGGCUCCCUCCACAACUUCCACCAGAACUACGUGGCCACCACGCACAUGAUCGAGCAGAGGAAAACGCCAGUCUCCCGCCUCUCCCUCUUCUCCUUUAAGCAGUCGCCCCCCGGCACCCCGGUGUCCAGCUGCCAGAUGCGCUUCGACGGGCCCCUGCACGUCCCCAUGAACCCGGAGCCGGCGGGCAGCCACCACGUGGUGGACGGGCAGACCUUCGCUGUGCCCAACCCCAUCCGAAAGCCCGCGUCCAUGGGCUUCCCCGGCCUGCAGAUUGGCCACGCGUCGCAGCUGCUCGACACACAGGUGCCCUCGCCGCCGUCGCGGGGCUCUCCCUCCAACGAGGGGCUGUGCGCCGUGUGCGGCGACAACGCGGCCUGCCAGCACUACGGCGUGCGCACCUGUGAGGGCUGCAAAGGUUUCUUUAAGCGCACGGUGCAAAAAAACGCAAAAUACGUAUGUUUAGCCAAUAAAAACUGCCCAGUGGACAAGCGGCGCCGGAAUCGCUGUCAGUACUGCCGGUUUCAGAAGUGCCUGGCUGUUGGGAUGGUGAAAGAAGUGGUUCGCACGGACAGUUUAAAAGGCCGGAGAGGUCGUUUACCCUCGAAACCGAAGAGCCCACAGGAGCCCUCUCCCCCCUCGCCCCCGGUGAGUCUGAUCAGUGCCCUCGUCAGGGCCCAUGUCGACUCCAACCCGGCUAUGACCAGCCUGGACUAUUCCAGGUUCCAGGCGAACCCUGACUAUCAGAUGAGUGGAGAUGACACCCAGCAUAUCCAACAAUUCUAUGAUCUUCUGACUGGCUCCAUGGAGAUCAUCAGGGGCUGGGCCGAGAAGAUCCCCGGCUUCGCUGACCUGCCCAAAGCCGACCAGGACCUUCUUUUUGAAUCGGCUUUUUUAGAACUGUUUGUGCUGCGAUUAGCAUACAGGUCCAACCCAGUGGAGGGUAAACUCAUCUUUUGCAAUGGGGUGGUCUUGCACAGGUUGCAAUGCGUUCGUGGCUUUGGGGAAUGGAUUGAUUCCAUUGUUGAAUUCUCAUCCAACUUGCAGAAUAUGAACAUCGACAUUUCUGCCUUCUCCUGCAUUGCUGCCCUGGCUAUGGUCACAGAGAGACACGGGCUCAAGGAACCCAAGAGAGUGGAAGAACUGCAAAACAAGAUUGUAAAUUGUCUCAAAGACCACGUGACUUUCAAUAAUGGGGGAUUGAACCGCCCCAACUAUUUAUCCAAACUGUUGGGGAAGCUCCCAGAACUCCGUACCCUUUGCACACAGGGGCUACAGCGCAUUUUCUACCUGAAACUGGAAGACUUGGUACCACCGCCAGCAAUAAUUGACAAACUUUUUUUGGACACUUUACCUUUCUAAGAUCUCCUCUCAUGCACUUCAAAGGAACUGGAAAGAAACCUAAAACUAUCCAGAGGGGGCAAGUCACAAGGGCAGAGAUACCCCCCCUGAGCUGCCUCAGCUCUAGCUGGCCCCCCUCCCCUUCGAUAAACCCCCCAGCCCCUUGAUCCCUAAAGAAAAACAAAACAAAACAAAAAACUGUUGCUAUUUCCUAACCUGCAGGCAGAACCUGAAAGGGCAUUUUGGCUCGGGGGAUCCUGGAUUUAGAACACGGACUACACACAAUACAGUGGUAUAAACUUUUUAUUAUCAGCUUAAAAAUCAGUUUAAUGUUCAGAAGAAAGAUUCCUAAUGUAUGAUGGGAAAUGUUUGGCCACGUUUGGUUGUUGCAGUUAAGACAAAUGUAAUGCACACACACACACACACACACACACACACACACACACACACACACACACACUAAGGGGACCCACAAGUAUUGCCCUUUAAAAGACUUCAAAGUUUUCUGCUGUAAAGAAAGCUGUAAUAUAUAGUAAAACUAAAUGUUGCGUGGGUGGCAUGAGUUGAAGAAGGCAAAGGCUUGUAAAUUUACCCAAUGCAGUUUGGCUUUUUAAAUUAUUUUGUGCCUAUUUAUGAAUAAAUAUUACAAAUUCUAAAAGAUAAGUGUGUUUGCAAAAAAAAUAAUAAUAAUAACUACACAAAAAAGGGACCAGCAUGUUGAUUCUAGGUUGAAAAUGUUAUAGGCACUUGCUACUUCAGUAAUGUCUAUAUUAUAUAAAUAGUAUUUCAGACACUAUGUAGUCUGUUAGAUUUUAUAAAGAUUGGUAGUUAUCUGAGCUUAAACAUUUUCUCAAUUGUAAUAUAGGUGGGCACAAGUAUUACACAUCAGAAAAUCCUGACAAAAGGGACACAUAGUGUUUGUAACACCGUCCAACAUUCCUUGUUUGUAAGUGUUGUAUGUACCGUUGAUGUUGAUAAAAGAAAGUUUAUAUCUUGAUUAUUUUGUUGUCUAAAGCUAAACAAAACUUGCAUGCAGCAGCUUUUGACUGUUUCCAGAGUGCUUAUAAUAUACAUAACUCCCUGGAAAUUACUGAGCACUUUGAAUUUUUUUAAUGUCUAAAAUUGUCAGUUAAUAUAUUAUUUUAUGUUUGAGUAAGAAUUUUAAUAUUGCCAUAUUCUGUAGUAUUUUUCUUUGUAUAUUUCCAGUAUGGCACAUGAUAUAAGUCACUGCCUUUUUUUCUAUGGUGUAUGACAGUUAGAGACGCUGAUUUUUUUUCUGAUAAAUUCUUUCUUUGAGAAAGACAAUUUUAAUGUUUACAACAAUAAACUAUGUAAAUAAACAGAA
Molecule: messenger RNA, 4084 nt
Organism: Hipposideros armiger (great roundleaf bat)
Lineage: Eukaryota; Metazoa; Chordata; Mammalia; Chiroptera; Hipposideridae
Gene: NR4A2
Product: nuclear receptor subfamily 4 group A member 2
Exons: 8
Coding region: 964-2760 (598 amino acids)
Biological process (GO): cellular response to corticotropin-releasing hormone stimulus; central nervous system neuron differentiation; regulation of transcription by RNA polymerase II
Cellular component (GO): nucleus; transcription regulator complex
Molecular function (GO): zinc ion binding; nuclear glucocorticoid receptor binding; RNA polymerase II cis-regulatory region sequence-specific DNA binding
Source: RefSeq, a predicted model, not a curated record